Penaeus indicus is the source of this 6891-nucleotide messenger RNA. RefSeq lists its product as uncharacterized. Lineage: Eukaryota; Metazoa; Arthropoda; Malacostraca; Decapoda; Penaeidae. The coding region runs from base 643 to 6891 and encodes 2082 amino acids. The record is from RefSeq and is a predicted model, not a curated record. The transcript has 39 exons. Gene Ontology annotation, cellular component: plasma membrane. Gene Ontology annotation, molecular function: protein binding.
UACUCGCCAAUAGCCUGCUAGUGACAAUAGUCUGCUAGUGCCCUUCGCGGAUCGGCUUUUAGUAGUGGUCGUGGCGGCCUCUGAGUCGUUGCGUGUAUUUUUGUAAAGGCUGGGAGGACCUCGGGAGUGAGUGCUCUCUCAAAUACGAUAAGAAGUGUUGACGUCAUGUGACUGAUGUGAACAAGAAUUCGUGAGAAAACAGUGACAUAUGAAAAAAACAAACAAAGCCUAGAAACCAGUGAAAUAGUAUGAAAUUAUAAAAAAAAAAACGUGAAAGGAAAAAAAAAAUAGAACAAAAAACAAGUGCAAAGACAAGAGAAAAAACAAAAACAGUAAUACAUAAACAGGGUUAAAGAGGAGGACGCAAAAAAAAUAACUCUCACAGUGUCAAGAGCAACCGUACUCAGUCUCCCCCCCUCCCCUCCCCUCCCUCAGCCCCCUCCCUCCCCGCUCGGCGCUCCCGGGGGUCAAGGAGAGGUCAGGCGAGGUCAAGCAGAAAAGGAAGAAGGAGAGAAGGAAGAAUUACCCUAACGUCUUAGAAGAAUAAAAGAAGGAGAAGAAGAAGGAGGAGGAGGAGGAGGAGGAGGAGAUAAUUAUCGAUCUGUCCAGACCUCUGGCACCAGCGGAGGUCAAGACGUCACGAUGGGCACUGGCAGGGCAACGAAGGGCACAGUGCCACAAGGGGGGGCGUCGCUCGGAGUUCUGUUGAUCGGCAUCAUCCUCUCUCUCGCCGGAAGUGUUCGGGGGCAAUGCAACGGGCUGCCCAUGUACCUGACGGCGUCCAACAGCACCGGGCACCUGGCUUUCCCGGAGGCGAACUGGGACGCCCAUACCGGCGCGUGGAACAGCUUCCAGUUCUACCCGACGGCGGUCAAAUGCACGUGGGUCCUGAGGGCGCCGCCCGCCCACGUGCUCUCCGCUGCCUUCCUCAAGUUCGACACCGAGCAGGACUAUGACUUCGUUACGAUCUACAGCUCGGAGGCGCGGACGGAGCAGCUUCUGCGCGUCUCGGGCGAUCUUACGGACGAGUGGUUCGUGACGUCACCGGAAGACACGCUGGUCGUCGACUUCAUCAGCGACGACUACACGACCUACUACGGGUUCCUCUUGGCGUACCGCUACGAGCCCCAAGCUUGUGUGGGCGACGGCGUGGCUGUGGCAGAGGAGCACCUGAUUGCUGUGCCGCCCAUGAACCUCGACGGGGCCCUCCCCGGACCCCGACUGGAGAAGAAGCCCCUGAAAGUGAUCCAGCCGAAGGGCGGGGCGGGCGGCAGGCUGACGAAGGACCCCGAACUGGGCCCGAAGAACGGCAAGACCGCCAUCAGCUGGUUGCCCCGGAUCCCCUACGGUCCCUGGAUCAAUUGCACGUGGAAGGUUGCAGUCGACACUCGCAACAUCGUGCAGCUCGAUAUCUUGAGGUUCGAUACCGGCGUGAAGGAUAUUAUGAGGGUAUCCGACGGCCAAAAAGACUUGAAGGUAACAGGCAUUCCUUACAACGCGGGUCGUCUCCUCGAACUGCGGCCUUCCCCCUCAGCGACGCUCUUCUUCAGCAGCGACCAGCAACACAACCGGGGCUAUUUUCUCCUCAAGUAUACCUCUUUUCGCGAAGGAAGCUGUGACUUCAAGAUAUCUCCGUGUGGGUGGCAGUCCUCCGACCCCCUGCAGGCGUGGGCGUUCCAUGAAGGCUACCCGAUGUGCCUCCGCCUCGACUACCUCCUGGACGGGCCCGACGCCUUCCUCCUGACGGCGGCGGUGACGGAGGAGGAGGAGCUGAGAGGCAACAGUGUUCGCGCGCCCUCGGCCUCUGUCCCGAGUCUCAGGAACCUACUCUUCCUCUACGGUCCGCACGGCAACGAGUCCAUCACCACGGCCGUCAACUUCACCGUCAGCGGCGCGUUCAGGAGCCCCUUAGGAGACAAACUCGGAAACCGAAGCUCCUCGUCAAAGGCUAAGUCCCCCAGGAUCCCUCAUACACAGUACUCCUUGCAUCGUGACUGCAAUUCAGAGGACUUAAAGCUGGAGAUGUCCUUUAUAAGCAUCGUGUACGAGCGAGGUUACGGCCCCCACUACACCGUCGGCCUAACGGGAAUCCAGGUCACGGAAGGUCAUUGCGGGGGGGGACUCGAUUCGCUCACGUCCACGACCUGUUCUUUCACCAAGGACCUGUGCGGCUGGAGGAACACGCACACGGACCAUAGGAACUGGCUGCUGAGCGAUCAUGGCGUGGUCGCCGAAGUCCGCAGCGGGACCGUCAGCACCAAGCCGCGCCUGACCCCCUCCGUCAGCCCCUCCGUCAGCACCGUCCAGGAACAGCAGUGGGCUGACCUCCUCUCCCCCCCCGCCGUGACCUCGAACGACCCCGCGGAAGGGGCGUGUCUUACCCUCCGCUACCGCAUCCUUUCCGAGAACUCCGAACUCCGCGUCCUCCUGAAACCGGCGACGGGCGAAGAAGGCGCUCUGAUUCUCCGAGCCGUGGGCGUGGGCGGCGGAGGGGCGAGCGGGGGCGUGGAGGUCCGCAGCCUGACCCUCGACGCUGGCAGUUGCAAAGUCGGUCCCUCUUGCAAGUUCGACUCCGGGUUCUGCUCGUGGAAGGUGUCGUAUACGGGUGGCACUGUGUGGUAUAUCAACCCGCAUCAAGAGGAGGGCGAAGAGGGGAGACACGCCGCCGUCCUCGCCGAAGGGAAACCGGAGGACAUGACUUCCCUCACCAGCGAAGUCGUCUCGAGCGAGGAUCCCGUGUCGCUCACCUUCAGGUACGGCGGGGUUUGGUUCGGACAGCGAGGAGUUGGCGCGGACGAAGGCAUCCCAAGCAGUGCCACUCAGACUGACGUCAUCUGGAUGCAGUGCCGCGGGAAGGGAGACCACUGGCUCCGUGAAUGCGUCAGUCUCCCGUCGCUAGAUAAGGAAUAUCAGGUGGUUCUAACAGCUGGCACGGGCGAACCGACGAGCGAGGUGUGGGUGGACGACGUGCAGGUGGUGAGUGCCAGCUGCAACGUGAGUGUCAGCCAGACGGCACCCGCGACCAGCUUGGCGACGCCCCCCCAGUGGAGAUGCCAGCCGGAGGGGUCGCUCUGCGGGAUGACGCAAACCGCAGCUCGGACGCAGGGACUGGGUCUAUGUGCACAAGCCGACAGCAACCACACCACCAUCGCCCCCCCUCCGGCUACCACCUCCAACCCCCCCCACCCGUACGACGACGCCCACUUGGAUGUCCCGCCCACGCCCGCUCAGAGGACGUGUAAGGACGGCACGCCCCUGGAAGCUUCGUGGGCGUGCGACGGGAUCCCUGACUGCGCCGACGAGAGUGAUGAGGAGGAUUGUGAAUGCAAAGAGGAAAACAGCCUGGAAUGCGCAGUGACUGGCUCCUCGUCUUUCCACCUCGGCGCCGGCGUCUGUGCGGAAGGAGCAUUCCGUUGUACAUCAGGCCGUGUUUGUUCAUCGGGAGACUGCGAGGCGCCCCUAGGACCUUGCUUGCCGAGAGACCUAGUCUGCAACGGAGAGGCUGAUUGCUACGGAGCCGAGGACGAAGCCGCCUGCGUGGGCGUGGCGAGGACGAACCCUGAGCAUGAGACGACAGGCGGCAGUGAGACAAUGCAGUGUUCAGGAGGACUCCGCAUUCCUACGGCUUGGCGGUGCGAUGGAAGGAAGGACUGCCCUCUUGAUGGACUGGAUGAGCUCGGUUGUGGCUACUGCGGCCCCGACCAAUUCAUCUGCCCGACGUCCGGCGUGUGUGUCCCCUCCGAACAGGUGUGCGACGGCGCCGACUCCAUCCCCGGCUGCACCGACGAACAGUACUGCGAUUCCUGUCCGCCGACCCACAUGGUGUGCGAUGUCUGUGUCGCUACCUGGCAAAUCUGCGACGGCGUCUGGGACUGCAAAGACGGCGAGGACGAGAGAGAGUGCGCGGGCGUGCGGAGAGCCGACGACUGUGAGUUCGGCUUUUAUCGGUGUCCGUCGGGUCGCUGUCUGCCCGAGAUGUCGGUUUGUGAUCGCCGUGUCGACUGCCCCGAUGCAGAUGACGAGAGCCACUGCUUGGAUGAUAAUGUGGAUGUGUCACGUUACAUCUCCGUGAAGCCGUCAGCUGUUGGUCCUCCGAGCUCAGCGCCCAGUCGUCUUCUCACGCCCACGCUGCAACACCCGUCUGGAGGCGUGGGCGUGCUGUCGUUUAAAUACCGUCUUGAUGCUUGGCUUGGGGCGUCCAAUGCUACUAUUAGCGUGGAGGUGGUACAGGCGGACAACCCCAGCGUGGGCGUGCAGCCGUGGGCGGUCUGGCGACAAAGCGGCCACAAGGGACGUCAUUGGCUCUCGACUACCGUGCUCGUGCCGCCCAUGCAGGACAUAGAGCGGUAUAAGAUCGCGUUCCUCGUCUCCCACGACAACCACGGCCACCAGUCCCAGCAGCUCCACCUGGCCAACCUCGACUUCAAGGUGGUGCUUCCCGAGGCCUUGAGUGAUGUGGGAUCGUGGCUCCUUCGCUGCGAGUUCGAGGACACUCUGUGCGGGUGGUCGCAGCCGACGACGGAGGGAGACUACUCGUGGGUGUUCGCCAGGGCCUCGCCGCACGCACGCCGCACGGGACCCAUUACAGGCUACCCCGACGGAGGGCAUUCGGGCUUCCUCUUCGCCGACUCCCUCCACGGCGUCGAGGGGAGCACGGCCGACCUGUUCAGCCCCCCCCUUGUGCUCCCGGGGGGGUCCGAUCCGGCCCUCUGCUUCAGGUUCGCCGUGUUCCUGUUCGGCGCCCACGUGGCCAAGGUGUCGGUGCACGUGCUGCAGCGCAUCGGCGACGGCACGCACACGGCCGAGCUGUUCCACGCCGUGGGCGGCAAGGGGCUCAGCUGGAUCCCGACGGGCGUGACGGUGGUGGAGGAGGACCUGGCUGACCCGCGGGCGCCCCUCGUGCUGGUGGUGCGGGCGACGCGCGGCGCGGGACCCGAGGCCGACAUCGCCCUCGACCACGUGUCCGUCCUGCGCGGCGCCUGCCACCGCGACCCCGUCCUCGACACCAACGUCACCCUCCACGCCGCGCUCGCCCACCCGCACGCCCUCGCCUUCUCCGCCGGCCCCGCCCUCACGCCCGCCCUCAAGAGCCACCUCCCGCAGGCGCAGGAGAGCGACCAGCCUUUCCGCGGGGCGCAGGGCGUGUGCGAGAGCCUGGCGACCUGCACGGAGUGUGUGAGCGACGCCACCGCGACCUGCAGCUGGUGUGACCUGACCCAGACCUGCCUGACCUCCACGACCCUGCCGGCGAAGGCUUGUCCGGACCACCUCACCGUCCACCAUAACUCGAGUUCCCAAACACGCCGAGGGGAAACAUGGUGCCCCCAGCUCAUUCCUCGUCAGGAGACAGAGGUCCUUGUCGCCGCUGGUUCCUCUCCUGUUCUGAGCUUCGCCGUGCAAAACAUUCAGGUGACCCAGACGGGCAGCGGUUGGAUCUGCGCCUUCGAACCUUUGAGCGAAGAAAGGACGAAGAGGAAAGAAGAAACGGAGGAAGUGGGAGAGGAGGAGAAGAGAGAAGAGGAGAGGAAAGAGGGAAAGGGAGAGUUCGUGAGCGAGAAUACGGAAGAAGGAGGAGGAGGAGGAGGAGGAGGAGAAGAAGAGGAAGAGGAGGAGAAGGAGAAUUUGGAGAAGAAGCAAAGAGCCGAGGAGGAGGAAGAGGAGGCGAAGAAGAAGAAGAAAAGGGCGGAAUUGAAGAAAUUGAAGAGAGGAUGGAAGGAAGCGAGAGAGGGAAGAUUGCGUCUGCCGGGACACUUCCAGGGCCGCGUAAUCGACAUGGGCGGCGGCGUGAGCACGGGCGUGGGCAUGGGAAUCAUCAAAUGCGGAGACGGCAUCACGGAGUUACGCCCGCACCACGCCCCUUCGGCAGAGACCCCCGCCCACGUCCACUACGCCGUCAGGCUGAUCACACCCGCGGGGGCGCUGCUUGAUAACCCCGGCGGAGUUAAGUUGGUGAUCUACAACUGCGAGGUCUUAGCCAACUCCUGCAUGGACUGCGUGACUGUCAACGCCUCCCUGUCAUGCGGCUGGUGCGAGAGUUCCCACACAUGUACGGUGCACGCCCACUGCUUCGGGAGCCUGUGGUACGGACCGGGGCGGAGCUGCGAGUCGGAGCCGUACCGUAAGAUCACUGAAGGUCCACCUCGGGAGAGUGUGUUGGACGACGGCUUCGGAGACUACGACAGUGGGGAAGUUGGCAAGGAUGAGAAUCUCGGCCCUCUGGAUGACUUCUCAGACAGCUCGGAGACAAUUUACGACGAAGAAGUGACGACGGGCAGUAGGAUAAAGAAGAAGAAGAACAAGAAGAGGAAGAAGAACUUGAGAAGACCCGGCGAAGAGGGAGGAGAAGGAGAGGAAGGAGAGGAAGGAGAGGAAGAGGAGGAGGCGGAUAACGAAGGGGAGGCGGAGGAAGAGGGAAAUAUAAUAAGCGCCGUGACGCCGAAGAAAGUCGGAAAGCAAAUCAGGAAGACGGGCGUGAACAAGAUAAAAGGGCAGUUGAAGAUGGGCGGAAGAGGCCGGUCUUUCCUGCGCCUUCCUCGACAUCCGGGUCUUUAUGUGGCAAGAGACGCGUGGAGGCUUCACACAGGUCGCCAGUAUUACGUUCCAGUCACGAAGAAAACAUUAGUCAAUUUGGGUUUCGUAAGACAGGUGACGUACGGCAGCCUGGCGGAGGAAAGGACAAGGACAGUUCUUGUUAACGGGGCUUGGAAGAAGGCAGCGGAUUAUGAAUCAGUUAUUACCAAAUAUCCACAUCCACACGUUAUCCACAAAUUAUUAGUCAGUAUCAUUAUUCCACUAGACUUCCACAUGCAUAAUUCAUCCACAUAUCACAAAACUUGCUCGCUCGUUCCACCAGACAUCCACUUAUAUAACAGGGCAUCCACAAGCGCUUAA